Messenger RNA from Naegleria lovaniensis, 786 nucleotides. RefSeq lists its product as uncharacterized. NCBI's taxonomy places the organism in Eukaryota, Heterolobosea, Eutetramitea, Acrasida, Naegleriidae. Bases 1 to 786 code for a protein of 261 amino acids. The transcript has 2 exons. The record is from RefSeq and is a predicted model, not a curated record.
AUGGAAAGGACGACACUGUUACAUGAAAUCCUGUCGAGUCGGGAUGUUUGGAUUCACUUGUUGGAAAUGCUUGAAGUAAAGGAUUUACUACUCUCUAUGGCAUUGGUGAAUAGAGAUCAUUACCAUCUUGUUCAUGGAAAUUAUUUGAUGAAUUUUAUAUUGCAUAGAGAUUUUAAAGAAUUAAUUCUAAAUCAUGAUGAAUAUUCCUCGGAAAAUAAUAAUGGCAGCCUUAAUGGCAAUUCUAGCCAUAUGGCAAGACCAAGUACCCACCAUCAUACAUCAUGCAAUUUUUAUGGUAUUAAUGAGAAUGGAUAUUAUAGAUUACCAGUUCCGAGUUGGACCGAGCAUUCAAUCAUCCCUCCAACUGUGUUUAAAACAAUAUAUUUACUACUUAAGAGUGAAUUGAAAUAUAGAAAUCAAUGUUGUAGAGGAUUUAUUUGCGACCGAAUUUUCUCUACCAUGUGGAGCUCGAAACUGAAAAGCAAUAUCGUUGAGUGUCGACAUGAUGAAAUGGUUCAAUGCAAGAUCGAUGAAUCAAUACCCAUAACCAACCAAACUGCAGCUAGCAGCUCAAAUGAAGUAUCUGCUGUUGGUGAACAAGUACUGGUGUCACGGGCAACACGUAAUUAUCAAUUUAAAUGCAAGCAAUGUGGAUUAACUCUCUUCACAACAGGUUUUCAUCCGUGUGAAAUUACAAAAAGUAUUUCGAGUGGAAACGUUUACUAUUGGCUACAACCAGGCCACAAGUAUCGAAUUGAAAAUGUUCAGAAAGAAGAUGAUGAAUGA